Molecule: messenger RNA, 561 nt
Organism: Athalia rosae (coleseed sawfly)
Lineage: Eukaryota; Metazoa; Arthropoda; Insecta; Hymenoptera; Athaliidae
Exons: 2
Coding region: 1-477 (158 amino acids)
Source: RefSeq, a predicted model, not a curated record
AUGUUGGCUCGAAUCGUCGUUUCGGAAGGCUCGGUUAUGAAUGAUAAACGUUGCGGGGAAAAAGGCUCCGACAGUCUUCGAACUAGUCUCUGGAGCUCGCGAAAUCUACGUGUGAUGUCUCCAAGCGUAUCCAACGAACGGACAGACCGCGCGCACACGACUGACAAUUUAUCGGGCAUCGGUUGCCGUUCCUAUGUCCUCCUUAAUACACCUACCAUAAUCCGCCAAUUUACUUUAAGAGACAUCGAAGUUCUUGAGGAAAAUAAAACGUUCGAAACCUUACAAAUUCGGACCCUAAGCGGCGCUAUUUGUUGGGAUUGCUUGAAGACCGAGGAGUCUAUGGUUCAAAUGCAAGUUCCAUUAGCCACUGUUGAGCGCGCUACUUCGUGGAUCGAUUCUAUCACACUCGUCACCCGAGGUCUAAUCUUCAGAUCCUUCAAUCUUCUGCUAUUGAAGUGGGACGCAAUUAUUCGUUAAACACUUGAUAGAAUAAUAAUCAAAAAUGCUGUCCCGCAGACUGGUGAGAAACUUUAUGACAUCGGCCAUCAGGAGAUCCGGUGA